AUGGAGACCGAGACCGAACACGGCAGCCUCUCCAAGAGCAACGACUCUUUGCCUCGUCAUAGCCCCCCGGACUUCGACGAGAAAAAUGCUCGCAGCAGCUUGAACCAGCUGCAGCCGCAGAGCGGCAUCGAUGAUGUAUCCGAGCCGCCGCCGCCGCCGCGCGACAUGCCCGGCUGGAAGUGGACUCUCGUCAUCUCUGCCAUCUACAGCUCGCAGUUCCUCUUCGCCCUCGACAACACCAUUGUCGCCAACGUCCAACCCGUCAUUGUGCAGGAGUUCAAUGCCGUGCAGAAGCUCUCGUGGCUGAGCGUCGCCUUCCUCAUCGGCGCCGCCAGCACCAACCUCGUCUGGGGCAAGGUCUACGGCCAGUUCAACGCAAAGUGGACGUACCUCCUCUCGGUGCUCGUCUUCGAGGUGGGCUCGACCGUCUGCGGCGCUGCGCCCAACGUCGACGCCUUCAUCAUUGGCCGUGCCAUCUGCGGCGUCUCGGGCGCCGGCAUGUACGUCGGCCUAAUGACCAUGAUUGCCCUCAACACGACCCUACAGGAGCGGCCCGUCUACGUUGGCGGCACCGGCCUCGUCUGGGGGCUCGGCACUGUCCUGGGCCCGAUCAUCGGAGGCGCAUUCACCGACUCAUCCGCCGGUUGGCGAUGGGCUUUUUACAUCAACCUCGUCAUUGGCGCCCUAUGCGCGCCCGUAUACAUCUUCAUGCUCCCCAGCAAGGACCCGCGUCCGGGUGUUUCUGCCAGGGACCGCUGCCGCGAGUUUGACUACGUCGGUGUCGUUCUCAUGAUCAGUGCGUGCGCCUGUUUUGUCAUGGGCGUCUCCUUUGGUGGCGUCACGUACGCGUGGAACUCUGCCCAGAUCAUCGCCCUCUUCUGCGUCUCAGGCUUGCUUUUCAUCAUCCUCGGCUUCCAGCAGGUCUAUACGGUCUUUACCACUGUCGCUCGCCGCGUCUGUCCCGUCGAGUUCUUUGGCAGCCGUACCGUCCUGAUCCUCUUCGCCAUGACGGCUGCUGGCGGCACCGGAAUCUUCCUGCCCAUCUAUAUGGCGCCGCUGUAUUUCCAAUUCACCCGCGGCGACUCGGCGCUGCAGUCGGGCGUGCGACUCCUGCCCUUUGUCUUCCUCGUCAUCUUUACCAUCACCAGCAACGGCGCCCUGCUUGCCCGCUGGGGCCUGUACAUGCCCUGGUACCUUGUUGGCGGCAUCCUAGUCUCCGUUGGCGGCGGUCUCAUGUAUACCGUCACCCUCACCACGUCCGUCUCCAUGGUCUAUGGGUACACCGUCAUCCUCGGCUUCGGAGUCGGGCUCUUUGCCCAGGCGUCGUACUCGGUUGCCCAGGCCGUCGUCAAGCCCGAGCUCGUGCCCUCGGCUAUUGGCUUCAUCUCCACAGCGCAGAUUUUCGGCAUCACCCUUGCCCUAGCCAUUGCCAACGCGCUCUUCCUCAAUGAGAGCGAGCGCGGUAUCCAUGCGCUGCUGCCGAACGUCUCCCUCGAGGAGAUUGAGCAGACCAUUGCUGGAGCCAAGUCGGAGUUGCUGCACCAGCAGAGUGCCGAGAUGACGACCAAAAUUCUGGAAGUUAUUGUCAAUGCCCAGAGCAGGACAUACAUUCUGGUGAUUGUCGCGGGUGUGCUGGUGACCCUGUUGAGUCUGGUGAUGAAGCGCGAACGGCUGUUUAUUAGCACCGCGGCUGGCGGCGUGUAA
Messenger RNA from Akanthomyces muscarius, 1704 nucleotides. RefSeq lists its product as uncharacterized. Lineage: Eukaryota; Fungi; Ascomycota; Sordariomycetes; Hypocreales; Cordycipitaceae. The transcript has a single exon. Gene Ontology annotation, molecular function: transmembrane transporter activity. Gene Ontology annotation, biological process: transmembrane transport. The record is from RefSeq and is a predicted model, not a curated record. Bases 1 to 1704 code for a protein of 567 amino acids.